Messenger RNA from Eurytemora carolleeae, 747 nucleotides. Its product is annotated as E3 ubiquitin-protein ligase SINA-like 5. NCBI's taxonomy places the organism in Eukaryota, Metazoa, Arthropoda, Copepoda, Calanoida, Temoridae. Gene Ontology annotation, biological process: proteasome-mediated ubiquitin-dependent protein catabolic process; multicellular organism development. The transcript is spliced from 5 exons. Gene Ontology annotation, molecular function: ubiquitin conjugating enzyme binding; ubiquitin protein ligase activity. Gene Ontology annotation, cellular component: cytoplasm. The record is from RefSeq and is a predicted model, not a curated record. Bases 83 to 592 code for a protein of 169 amino acids.
UCUUUUAUUUACAUAGUUUCAUAUUUUUACCAAUUCAUUCCAGUUCAAUCAGUUUAAUCUUGACAACCCUAGAGAUACUAAUAUGGUUAAUUCGACUGAGUUUGAUAGGCUGAUUCCUGACAUUGUUGUAACCACCCCGCCAUUGGAGUUCGAGCAAUCUCUUCCCAGCAUUACAAUCUCCACAUAUAUUACAGAAGAUGACUAUGAUACCAGAUCUAUUAACCUAUUGGAGGAUAUUGAACCCUCCUUGCUGUACCCUGCUCAUCUAUACACACUGGCUGAAUCAUCUAAUCAGGAUCAUCUUGAUCUAGUUGAUACUUUUAUCCAGGAGCGACUGAAUUCCUUGGACAAUCGGAUAAAGAAGCGCACUAGUUCUUGCAAGUGCUCAGAGGACAUAGUCAGGAGUUUAGUUGACAGCCUUCAAUGCCCAGUUUGUUACAAGACUUCACUUGGUAACGUUUAUCAAUGUGAGCAUGGACACGUGAUGUGUGGAUCUUGUCGCAGUCGUCUUCGUUCAUGCCCAGUCUGCCGCGUCGUAUUAAACCAACCGAUAAGAAACUUAGCUCUGGAACAACUAGCAAGACUUCUUUAAAAGCAUAAAUUUUCUUGACUGAAGUUAACCAACUUCUUCUGACAAUGGCUUUAUUUUAGCCAAACCUGAAGACUGAAAGGGAAAUCCCUUGAGACAAAAAACCACUGGUAAAAUAUAUGAAUAAAGAUAUGAAAUAAAUUUGUUUAAGAUUAUAA